Paramuricea clavata is the source of this 6130-nucleotide messenger RNA. The record is from the annotation of a GenBank genome assembly. Lineage: Eukaryota; Metazoa; Cnidaria; Anthozoa; Malacalcyonacea; Plexauridae.
AUGAAAAGGCACAAACUAAAACAAGAGUUCGCCUUGGGAAAUGCAACUUUGCACUCUCAAUAUAUUUUUGAAAUAUUUGCAACUGUUUAUCUUAUCAAUUUAGUCAAGACAAAAGCAGUGAAGAAAGAUGUGGAUUUCCCUGUAGGAAGCCAAAUAAACUAUGCAGAGUAUACUGUUCCAGCACUGAGGAAAAUGGUGACAUUGGCUGUUAAGUUGGAUGGUAAUUAAAAUAGUACUGUAAAUGUAGUAAUUUACCUAGGUACAAUAAAAUGUAUUAUUAUUUUUAUGGUCCACAGCAUGUAUAAGUUUACUUCCAUCUAGGGCGAAAAACCUCAAAGUGGAAUGAUCCUGGGAUGAAACCAUUGUGGUGGCCAAAGGAUGUUGAAUACAGGAACGUGAAUUGGGGAAAUAACAAGCCACAUGUCGAUGAGCUAGUCAAAAUAAUGGAAGCGUUUAACACUGAUUAUUGUCGCAUUAGUAAUGGCAAUAGUAGCAGUGUUAAAAAUGAUCAGGAAAUUGGGGAUGAUGGUGAUGAUAAUGAAAGUGAUGACGAUGGUAUUGACAAUGAUGAUGAUGAUGGUGUUAAUAAUAGUGAUAGUGAUGGUGGUUACGGUGAUAAUGAUAAUGGUGGUGUUCAUGGUAAUGGUGGUAGUGUAAGUGAACAGGGCGAAAGUGGCAAUUAUGAUGAUGGCGAUGUUAAUAUUCGUAUAGUAUGUCAGAACUUGCUAAUGCUGUUCAAAAUAAUGAUGUGAUGGAAAUUGAUGAAGGUGUCAGUACAUUAGAAAGAAAUGACCUACAGGAAAGAGCUAUCAUGGUUAGUGCUACGAAUAUAUGGGCAAAUCAUGUACUGACAGAUGCGAUACAUGUAUUUGUCCCCUAUACCUACCCAUUACAUUCUUUUUCAUAAUAGAUAAAAAUACUUGAUCUUUUCGCUGUGAUUGCCAUAUAAAUAAUAUGUAGCUGCUAACGCAAGCCGUACACAUUACAAUAGUAACAGUAUUCUUAUAUUCACAUUAUUCUAUACAUUUUGUUUUUACUUUAGUGUGAUUCAAUGAAUAACGAUUCAUCCAACACGUUAGCAUUAUUAAAAAGUCUCAGCAUGCAGUCAGAUUGGGAAAAGUUCCUGAACAUUUGCAACAUUAUUAAACCACAUUUGAAGCCCCUUCCUGUUUUUCACAAUGGAUUUAUCACCAAAGACGUUGUCCAUAAAAGGUUAGCAAUAUAAUUACUUACGUUUUUGCUGACGAUGUUAACUGAUGUCACUGCAUUUACUUUUUUGCAUCUUUUUACGUUUCACAUCAAUGCAAUCCUCCUGUACUGAAUAUAGGAUGCAGGUUACCUGUACAUGUCAUUCCUUACGUAGGACCAUAAACUACCAUAUUCAGUUCAAUGUAUACGUCAACUAGUUUCUUAAAUUAAAAUAAUAAUUCAUUCAGUGUUUGUGCCACGAUUCUAAUGCUUCUAACAAAUCUUGUAGGCAAGAUUAGGUGGUGUUCAUCAAUUUAUUUCACGUUAAUAUUAAGUGUAUUAAAUUGUUUGUUUUUCUUUUUCUGUAGUUUACGACGCCAAGUUCCGAAAGAACUUCUCAAUCAGCACUUGGAGCCAGGAAAAGUGAAAGCUGAUGGAAAUUGUUUUUUCCAUGCUGUUGUCAUGGCAAUAACUUUGGGAGAUUGUGUUUACAAUCGUGAUAAUUUGGCUAACUUACUGCGCCUUUAUACCACAGUUAACGGUGCCACAAAAAUGGAAGGAUUUAUAGAAAGGGUAUAUGACAAUUUAAAUUUUCUUAAUACUUUGUAUCGUUAUUCGUACUACCCUGCAUGUGCUAUAAUUGCUGCGAUUUUAGGUGCGAUUUGUAUUUACUCAUUCACAUCCAUCAAGGGAGAAAAUCGCAGCACAAAUGCAUGUGUAAACGGACCUUUACAGUGCAAAUUUAAUAGCGUUGCACAAUUUGUACCUUGCAGUUGUCUAGAAAAUUUUCUCUGCCUGGUCAGCUUGAAAAUCUUGCUCACACUGUCACAACGGAGAACAUUUUGAACAAGGUGUCUGCAAGGGAAGCGUCUAAUGAACGUGAGCUUCUUAAAGCGGUAUACAUGGAGGAAGUAAAAUCUACGGCAAUCGAUGGAAAUUAUUCUGGUAUUAAUGAAUAUAAUAACUAGUGAACUGUUUAUCGUAUUAUAGAAAUUCUAAAACCCCGUACAGAAUAGCAAGUUUGCCUUGUCGCGUUUUCCUUGACAAGUUUGUUGUUCGUGUUCACGGAAUGUUAAUUGUUAAUCAAUGUCGCGUAUUUGCGAUGAAAAGUGUUCAAAACCGAAAAUCUUUUUGGCGUACAUCUCAAAAUUACUUUGUUUUAGCUUUAUUCUCUAGCUUAUACAGCUAGCAGUCCUUGAAACUCAGGUCGGCAUUCGGCAAUGCCGACCUAAAUGCCGACCUUCAAAGCGGUAUGUGUAGAUUGAGGUCGGCAAAAUUUUUCCGACCUACUUUCAAAUACGUCUCGGCAUUUUCUUCCGCGAACGCGUCUUUCGCGUACGCAUUUUCAACGAUGAUGUUUUAAUUAUCAGGUUUUGAUCAUUAGCUUGCUUUGCGAGUGUCAAAUUUACAAACAUUGCAGUUUCAUUGUUGAAAGGUGAUACUUGAAACUUUGAAAAGUAAACAUCGUGUUAAAAUCAUCGAGCUUCAAGAUUUAAGCGAAACAAUAUUGUAAUAAAGUAGUGUACGGUUUGUCACAACAUUUGGUCACAACUGUCAACAUGCACUGUUCGAUUGGAGACUGGAGUUCAUACAUUUUGUUAGUUGUCCAUACAUUGUUCAUACAUUGAUUGCAAUUAAUUGCUGCUUAUUAUAAAUACGCGUAUUUGCAGCAAGCGAAUUUUCAUUUGGAUAUUGUCUAUUUGUUUUGAAAAUAUUUGGCGACCCAGAUUGAGAAUUAUCGCUUUCAGCUCGGCAAUUUCUUGCCGACCUGAAAUUUCUGGAGUUUCAAGGACUGAGUUAGCUACCUAUUUAAAUGCAUUUGCCGGCUGAGAAAAAUAAAAUAUAGUAAAGAAUUGUCAAUUAAAAUGCAAUUAUCAAUGAUGCUUUAAAAGUGACGCCAUGAUUUACAGCAAUAUAAGCAAAACAUACUGAACUUUAGACAUCAUUUUCUCUUUUGCGUACCAUCUAAAAUCUCUUUAUUUUAGCAUUAUUUUACAGACUAAUCACUAAACAUACUUUUUAAGUUUGUUUGCCGCUUGAGAAACGUAUCAAAAAUUAAAAAAUUGAAUAUAAUCAUAACCAAUCAGUUGAAACGUUAGUUUUGAGCGCGUGUCACGUAACAUACAUUUAUCUCAACUUGCCAGACGUUUUCACUGCAAACUAAUCCAAUCAACUGACCAGUCAAAUUGUUGAUAUCAUUUUCAUGGUGAUAUGCGUGAAAGAUUUCGCCAAGUGGGAAGAAAAACUGUGCUAAGAUUUCGAUUAUGUAUAGGGCUUCUAUUUUUUUUAAAGUUUAUGCAUGAGCUUGUGAUUUCUUAAAAAUAAAAUAUCUUUUCAGGUAUUUUACAGGUAGCUUGGCUUGCAGACUGCAUUGAAACGCUAAUCAGCAUGCAUUGUGGCAUUCCUGGACAUGAGCUUUAUGACAAACCGAUUGGAUCACGUCUCUGGAACAAAGAAAUUCACAUUCUUUGGGUCGACUUGAAGGGGACAAGCAAAAAUGUUCCUAGUUCAGCAAACCACCUGGUGCCACUUAUAAAAACACGACACGACGGUAUGCUAAUCUGUGCAUGUUCAUUGGAAGUGUCGGCGAUAGUUUUGUAACCAAUAUUUCAUGUUCGUAUUUAACAUAUAGAAUCGAGAAUAUGCUGUUAAGAAGGAAACACUUAUUUAACACGUUCUAGAAACAUUCGGCCCAGUACUUGAUGCAUGCAUGUCCCUGGAAGACAUUGAAAAUUGCUACCAUUAGGGAUCCAACCAACAUUCAAAUUUUCUCUUUACGUUUACAGCGUUUGGAUGUUCAAUAUCGUUAACCUAUAUUUAUACAAUGAUCCGAAUUAAAAAUCAAAUGCUGAAUAUUUUAAUUGAAGACACGAUACUCGAUAGCAUGUGAAAUAUUUGAAUGUUAGGGUUUGUAAUCCAAGUGAUUAUAUACAUUUUAAGACCUGACCAGGAACGACUGCGAAAAAUGCAGCACAAGGUCCUCUGGUAGGAAUUGAACCUACGGCCCUGCGAUUCCAGUGCAGGUUCAAUUCCUAACAGAGGGCCUUGUGCUGCAUUUUUCGCAGUCGUUCCUGGUCAGGUCUUAAAAUGUAUAUAAUCACUUGGAUUACAAACCCUAACAUUCUAAUAUUAAUUCCACCAAGUGAAGUGCAAGAAACCACAUCAUUCAAGUGUGAAAUAUUUAAGAAUUAUUGGAUGAAGCUGAGCAGGAUAUCAGAAUUAGUUAGACCGAGGUCAGCGUUAUCUGCCGAAGCGAAGCUGAGAUAAUGCUGCUGACUGAUCAUUAUUAUUCUUUUAUUCUUUUAUUUUUCAAAACCAGCAGAAGCCAUUGUCAAAACAAAAUAAUUUUACAAAAUUUUCCGCUCUUUUCCAAUUCAUGCAAAAUACCGCUGCAAAAAUACGCGGGCACCUACAGAUACGAGAUUUAUUUGUCAUGUUAAUGUCUGCACCGAGAUACGGAAAAUUAUCUGUAGGCUUUCAACCAAUAAGAAUACGAGAAAAUAGUACAAAGAAUAAUAAUAUCUUUUCUUUCUUAAGGCUGAUAUGCACUACACAACUUUUGCCUAAAACUGUCGGCGGUCGCAUGCAACCUGCUUACAACUUGAUUUACAACGUACAGUAACUCAGUAAGCAAGUUGUGAGCUUGAUUUACUAUAGCUACAACUCAAGUUGUAAUCAGGUUGCAUGCGACAGUUUUAGGCAAAAGUUGUGUAGUGUAUAUCGGCAUUUACUCCUUUUUCAGUUUUACAGUACAUUUAUAUAAGUUGAUGUUUUUGUCAACGUUAUCUGCAUCAUAUAAUAAUAAUUAUAUUCUCACUUACAUAUAAUUAGUAGGGGUUUUAUAUUGCAGAAUUUAACUGUGAAUCCACGUGCAAUGCGAAUAAAUAUUGCCAAGUUCAACGAGGCUGUGAUGACAAUGCAGUACAAUGUUCUGACUGCCUGCAAAGAUUCCAUCCUGAAUGUGUCUUUGGUUUUGGAGAGGAACAUGAUCAACGCGAGUGGACCUGUGGAUGUAAUGCAGAUUUUCUGGCAGUUAGGUUUGUCAUAUAUUGAUUGGUAUAUGCAUGAUAUGAAUUAUCUUGUACUUCCUGGAAGUGUGCUUGUAUGCAAGCUAAAGUUUUUCAGAUGAAGUUUGCAAGUUUUAUUUCUAUUUUCAAGUUACCAAAUCUAUCCACCACUAGCUAUGUUUUCUCUUUACCGUUUUAAAAUAAUCAAUUCAUAGUCGAAACAUAUUUGAAGCUAAUUUUCUGCAAUCGUGGAUGAAACAGCCGAAGGUUCAGACAAUAAUUGUAAGUAAAACGGAAUCGAUUUCUCUUCCUGAUGAAUAUAUGUAGCAUUAGUAUUUUUGCACAAGUGAAUAUAACAAAUCCUACAAGUUGAUUUGUUAAUUAUAUUAUAUUAUCAUAUACUAUAGGAUGUGGUCAAAAAAAUUUGCUUAGGGCAGUACACUUCGAAUAGAAAUUCAAUAUUUCAGCAAGGGCAAAGUUUGCAAGUGGUUGGAGAUUUUUAUGGUUCGUUUGAGAAUGAAGGCGUAAGUACUGUAUAUUCAUUUGGUAAUACGAAACUGAAAUAGCCCUUUAAAAAGGGGGGGGGGGGGUUCUGGAAAGUUUUAAGCUCGUAUAACCAAACUGAUUCCUCCUUACCCUGUGGUGCCAUGAACAUUUUCUUACAGUACUUUUAUUCAACUUAGGAUAGUAUGUAUUUUAACAAGUCUGAACUUAAAACAGCAUUGUCUUAAGCUUAAAUCUCUGUCUUUCAUUGCCAAACAUUCUUGGAUGACUAUAUGAAGAAUGUAUAUGUGUGUAGUGUACCAUGCAUAUAUCUUUUUUCUUAUUAGGUAGAAGAGUUGGCAAUACAUUUGUUGAACUAUAUUCAAAAGGACAGGGAACUAACUCUGAUGUAUAAGAAUGAGUCCUACAUGUUAGAAAGGGAUGGUUUAUAA